AUGACUGAUAAUUCCGUCAAGUCAUUCUCCGAUAUGCCAACUGAUGUUAUCGAAGUAAUCGUGGAACAUUCGGAGUUGAAAGAACAAUUAAUUCUCCGGAAAGUGUCUCGUUCAUUGAGAGAUCUCAUCGAUACUCAGAAGUUAGACUAUAAACAAAUCAUUGUGGAUGCUCGUCCCGAUCACAUUUUUGUUCAGUUCAAUGAACAUUUCGUCGCAUAUUUGGAUCAUCAAAAGCUCGAUAUCGAUAUUUCCCAAAUGAGCAGUAUUUACAAGUAUACAACAAUUAUCAGAAUGCCGCCUGGAGGAGAUUGGAUUCAGACGGCUUUUGCUGAUCUGGAGUUGGCUUUGAAAAAUCCGAAAAAUCGAUUCCAAAUGAUUCGUAUCCACUCUUUUGAUGAUGAUGCUGGAAAAACAGUCUAUAAAAAACUAGAGAACAUUCUGAAACCGUUGGGUGACCGUAAGAUACACGUGACACGGUUUUGUGCAAGAGUCGUCGAAGGACCACAACUUUUAUCUAUUCUUCCUCACCUUCAACCUGGAAUUUUGAAGUCAAUCGAAAUCGAACACAACGUUGAUUUAGCCGAAAACAUAGACUCUUUGAUCGAUUCGCAGCAAUGGAAAAAAGCACAAGACGUGGAAAUGUAUGCGAUUGAAACGCCCAUUCCGAUUGAAUGUUUGGUUCAUUUGAGGAGAUUCGAUGUAUGGAUUGAGAGUAUUGAAGUGCAGGAUUUGCUAAAAUUGAGAGAUAAUCUCAUUAUCUCUCCAAUUUUCGAAAGUUGCUCAAUUCGUUCCUAUUCUGGGAGUGCCUUUGACAUCGUCGAAGUUCAGAAGAUCUUAGGCCUCAAACAACCGAGCAGUGAGAAACCGCAAUCGAUGCUCCUUUAUUCGAUUCCCAACUCGGAUGCUAUUCUAGAAAUUUAUGUUGAUAAUCAUUAUGUUUAUAUUGAAAAGGCAUAA
Messenger RNA from Caenorhabditis remanei, 957 nucleotides. RefSeq lists its product as uncharacterized. Gene Ontology annotation, molecular function: protein binding. The transcript has 3 exons. Lineage: Eukaryota; Metazoa; Nematoda; Chromadorea; Rhabditida; Rhabditidae. The coding region runs from base 1 to 957 and encodes 318 amino acids. Gene Ontology annotation, biological process: innate immune response. The record is from RefSeq and is a predicted model, not a curated record.